ACAGCAAGUGGGUUCAAUGGUCAUACACGGCAUCCUGUGAUAAUUAGAAUGCUCCUUGAAAUUCACCAUUUCUCUUGUCCCCUUGUCUUUGUUCCUGCUUUCAUUCAUAUUGCCAUCUGCAUCAAUCGUGUAACCCAUGAUUGCUACCAUCUAAAUGUCUCCUUUAGGUUGACCAUCCAAUGGCAUCCUCCUCUAUGUCCCCAAGAUGGAACUAUGACGUGUUCUUGAGCUUUAGAGGCGAGGACACCUAUGAAGGCUUCACGAAUUUCCUCUACGAUGCUUUGUGCCGUCACGGGAUCAACACUUUCCUGGACGACCAGCUUCCCAAAGGGCAGGGCAUCUCUGCAGAGCUCUCGGAGAAGAUUGAAGAAUCCAGGAUCUCCAUUGUCGUGUUCUCAGAAAACUAUGCUUCUUCAGGGUGGUGCUUGGACGAGCUUGUCAAGAUUCUUGAGUGUAAAGAGACAAAGGGUCACAUGGUCAGGCCAAUCUUUUAUAGGGUGGAUCCUUCUGAAUUGCGAAAGCAAACUGGCAAAACAGGGGAUUAUCUAGCCAAACAUGAGGACAAGUUUGGAAAAGAUUCUGAGAGGGUCAUGAAAUGGAGGAAAUCUCUUGAGGAUUUGGCUAAUAUGGCUGGGUGGCACUUCUCAAAUGGGGUUGAAUCAAAGCUCGUUCAGACAAUCGUUCAAGAAGUCUCGAGUAAACUGAAUUGCCCCGCUUUGAAUGUUGCAACUCACCCGGUUGGCAUAGAUGACACGCUAGAUGGAAUUAAUCCAAUUCUUGGAAUUGGUCUGGACGAUGUUCGGAUGAUUGGCUUCUAUGGAAUUGGAGGCAUAGGCAAAUCCACCGUUGCCAAGGCCAUUUACAAUUUACAUGCUGAUGACUUCGAAGGUAGCAGCUUUCUGGCAAAUGUGAAGGAAGUUUCCAGGCAGCAUGGCUUAGUUCAAGUACAAGAAAUGCUCCUUUUCGAGAUAUUAGGGGACUCAAACAUAAAGUUGGGAAAUGCUGAUAGAGGAAUAAACUUGAUAAGCUGGAGGCUUUGCUACAAAAAGGUCCUCAUUGUUAUCGAUGAUAUUGAUCAUCUGGACCAGCUGAGGAAAUUGGCGGGGGACAAAAGUGGGUUUGGCUCGGGAAGUAGAAUCAUCAUCACCACCAGAGACAAGCAUUUGCUAGAAGCCCAUGGAGUAGAACACUUUCACGAGGUCAAGAAAUUAAACUUUAUUGACUCAUACAAGCUCUUUUGUUGGAAUGCCUUCAAAUCACCUAAUCCUCCAGAAGAGUUCAAGGAUCUCACAUGUAGUCUACUUGAUUACGCUAAAGGCCUUCCCUUGGCUCUCAUUGUUUUGGGUUCUUUCUUGUGUGGUAGGAAUGUGAGGGAAUGGGAAAGUGCAAUAGCAAGGUUGAAAAGUGUACCUAACCUAGAAUACAAUGAAAUACUGAAAAUUAGCUAUGACGGUCUUGAUGAUCUUGAGAAAGCUAUUUUUCUUGAUAUUGCUUGCUUCUUCAAUGGGGAUGACCAAGAUUAUGUGACGAAAGUCUCUGAUGCUUGUAAGUUCUUUCCUGAUAUUAGAAUUAGAGUUCUACUAGACAAAUCUUUAGUAAGUAUUGAACUCAACAAGUUGUCAAUGCAUGACUUACCGCAAGAGAUGGGGAGGGAAAUUGUACGCACAGAGUCCACGAACAAUCCUAGUGAACGCAGCCGAUUAUGGUACUCGGAAGACAUCAUUGAUGUUCUGACAGAAAAUUUGGGAACAAAUAAAGUGGAAGCCAUAAAACUAGUUUUGCCUGAAACAGAAGAGGUAUACUUGAAUGCCAAAGCCUUCAAAAGGAUGAGAAGGUUCAGAGUGCUCAUAAUUCAUAAUGCAUAUGUAUCAGGAGACUUUGACUAUCUCUCCAACAAUUUGAGAUGCGUUGAUUGGGAGGGAUAUCCCUUACCGUCUCUGCCAGCCAAUUUUCAUCCAAAGAAACUUGUAGGCCUCUUCAUGCCAAACAGCCACAUCAAGGAUUUGGGUCAAGGGUACAGGGUUGAAAACUUACUUCUUUGUAGUUUUCUUCAUUCAUUUUAACAAUGACUUUUGUAGCCAAGCUGAUCCCUUUUUGUCGUUUUUGCUUAUACAGAUUUUUAAGAACUCAAAGCACAUGAGUUUUGAUGGUUCUGGAUUCCUGACAGAGUCCCCUGACUUCUCUGCGCUCCCCAAUCUUGAGUCCUUGA
Molecule: messenger RNA, 2209 nt
Organism: Syzygium oleosum
Lineage: Eukaryota; Viridiplantae; Streptophyta; Magnoliopsida; Myrtales; Myrtaceae
Product: disease resistance protein RPV1-like
Exons: 3
Coding region: 180-2063 (627 amino acids)
Biological process (GO): defense response; signal transduction
Molecular function (GO): ADP binding
Source: RefSeq, a predicted model, not a curated record